AUACUUCAACAGAGAAAAUAUAUUAAUUGAAAAUGGAGAGGCUUAGGCCUUAUUGGCGGAAAGAAUGAAGCAGAUGGAGUGAGCGAAGUAUGCACUCCCAUCCUACUGCUACUGCUAGGUUGUUCCUCCUUCUCAUGAAAUGGCUAUGAUCCCCAGACGCAUCUUCAGCAUACGCGCUGCCUCCUCAGCUUAUUUUUCCUCUCUCUUCUUCAACUUCAAACCAUUCAAACCCUCUCUUUCUCACAGUCCCACGCGCUCAUCUUCCACCUCGCCCUCCACCCCACGCACCAGAACCCCACUCGAGAAGCAAUUCGAAACAUGGGUCCAAAACCUCAAGCCCGGUUUCACCCCAUCGGACGUGGACCGAGCCUUGAACGCCCAAUCAGACCCAGAUCUCGCCCUCGACAUUUUCCGUUGGACCGCGCAACAGCGCAACUACAGCCACACCCACCUCACCUACCUCACCAUCAUCAAACAACUCAUCGCCGGUCGCCGCUACCGCCAAGCCGAAACCCUAGUUGAGGAGGUAAUCGCCGGAGCCUGUGAUGUUUCCGUUCCUCUCUAUAACUCCAUUAUUCGAUUUUGUUGUGGUCGCAAAUUCCUAUUCAAUCGUGCUUUCGAUGUUUAUAAGAAAAUGCUUAGGUCUGAGGAUUGUAAACCUAACCUUGAAACCUAUUCCUUGUUGUUCAAUUCGCUUCUUAGAAGGUUUAAUAAGUUGAAUGUGUGUUAUGUCUAUUUGCAUGCGGUUAGGUCAAUGACCAAGCAAAUGAAGGCUUCUGGUGUUAUACCUGAUACCUUUGUGUUGAAUAUGAUCAUCAAGGCUUAUUCUAAGUGUUUAGAGGUGGAUGAGGCGAUUCGGGUUUUUCGCGAAAUGGGAUUGUAUGGCUGUGAGCCAAAUGCUUUUAGUUAUGGUUAUAUUGCCAGGGGUUUGUGUGAGAAAGGGAGGGUGAAUCAAGGGUUAGGGUUUUAUAAGGAAAUGAGGAGUAAGGGUCUUGUGGCGAGUACUAGUACUUAUGUGAUCAUAGUUUGUAGUCUUGCGAUGGAUCGAAGGUUUGAGGAUGCGAUUGAGGUUAUGUUUGAUAUGUUGGGUCAGUCUAGGACCCCUGAUCAUCUCACCUACAAGACUGUUUUAGAAGGAUUGUGUCGGGAAGGAAGAGUUGAUGAAGCCUUUGAACUGCUUGACGAAUGCAAGAAGAGGGAUAUGUCUAUGAAUGAAAAGAUGUACAAGACUUUGUUGAAUGAAUUGUACUUUGUGUGCCGGGAGUAGAUUCUGUGCUUAUGCAUUUGCUUGAAGAUGCGCGAGGCAUCCCUUUUGUUGGAGCCAAAUUCAGUUGUUCUCCUGCUUUGUAGAGCCUGAUGUGGAGGACUAUGAAUUUUAUUGGACAUAUGAUAUAUUGUAUGAGACAGCUGAUUUUUUUUGAAUGAGCGCUAAAGGCAUAUAUAGAGAAGGGUCUUGCCUCUCAACAUCAUUUAAACUAUUUAACUUGCAAUGUGAAUGGAGAGGGGACCUGUUUAGGCAUUAAUAACUCUAGUAUUGAUUUUGAUGAUAUGGUCACACAAGCUCCUUUUCUGCUGAAAUGGGGCCUCUUACUACAGAAAACUUGAGCAUAUUAUAUGAACCAGGGCACAGUUUUGUAGGGCCACAUGAUACUUCAGCUGGAGCUAACACUGGCAUGUAAUUUCGACCUAAUGUCAUUUUGAUGUAUCCUUGCAGACGUUUCUUACUUGUGGAUAGUUUACUGGAGUGGACGAGCAUCUUAUGAUAAUCAUGUAACCAACCAAAGCAAUCUAGUACUCAUCCGAUUGUUCUUUGUUGUUGAUAUAUUGCCCGUAGUCCAUUUGUUUGCUACAUGAAUUCAUCUGGAUUAGAGUUUAGCUGAGCGUUUUACAGUUGCUAGUUGCAUUAUCAUUCAUUUGUCUGUCUGUAUCAGUCACAAUCUUAUCUUUUAACCCUAAUUCUCCAUGGUUCGGAAUAUAUAAAUUUGUGUUACUGGCAUAAAGGGGGAGUUACAUUGUUCGAAUGACUUGGCAAGAUCUUGUGCAUUCUGAACAAAACAGAAAUUACUCCAUGUGUAGGGUGUUGAUCAUAUUUACUAAUGCAAUUGUGUUGGAAUAUCUUUUCAAUGUUUAUUUCUUAUCUGUUGACAUUAUCGGUUUAUAGGUUUUGGUCUCGACUGUUUGGGUAAACUUGAGAA
Abrus precatorius (Indian licorice) is the source of this 2195-nucleotide messenger RNA. RefSeq names its product pentatricopeptide repeat-containing protein At3g25210, mitochondrial. Bases 140 to 1267 code for a protein of 375 amino acids. Lineage: Eukaryota; Viridiplantae; Streptophyta; Magnoliopsida; Fabales; Fabaceae. The record is from RefSeq and is a predicted model, not a curated record. The transcript has a single exon. Gene Ontology annotation, molecular function: protein binding.